Molecule: messenger RNA, 2950 nt
Organism: Mya arenaria
Lineage: Eukaryota; Metazoa; Mollusca; Bivalvia; Myida; Myidae
Product: galactosylceramide sulfotransferase-like
Exons: 3
Coding region: 486-1769 (427 amino acids)
Biological process (GO): glycolipid biosynthetic process
Cellular component (GO): membrane
Molecular function (GO): galactosylceramide sulfotransferase activity
Source: RefSeq, a predicted model, not a curated record
UGUAGUUCAUGUAUUCAUUUCAUCUAUGUUUCGGUGGUUUAAACGGAUAUAUUAGUGAAAUAAAAAUGAUAUUGCGCUGAAUAUCCCUUUAAUAUAGUUUACUGUUUCGAAAUUUGAGCCCGCUCUCAGGUCGAAAUCAAACUAAUUAACUCGUGAACACCAAAACGAAAUAGUUCACUCGUUGCUAUUCCAUAUGGCGAUCAAACACCGAAACAAACCAUUAUCCUGUAUAUAUUUGAUACGGAGGUGUCUUAUGAUUAGUGAUCUGUAUUGUUUUCUUUUAAAUACAGGUGAUCAAUGACGCGAUCACCGAUUAAUUUGUCUUUUAUAAUUUGUUAAAACGCAUAAAGCGUUGGCCGUGUUUUCAGAUUGUUGGUAUUAUGUUCCACUUUAUUAAAAAACAAAUGUGUUUAAUGGAAAUAUAUUGGAAUUGCCUGAACUAAUUCAGCUGUCUCUUUAGCUGGUAGAAGCUGAAUUCUGUAAGGAUGAAGGUGUUGUUGGCCAGGAGAUCUCUGAAGGCAUGCAUUUGGUUAGUGGGUGUGGUGUCUGUGGCCGUCAUGACGUUUUCAGUUCAUGAUCUUGUACUAAAACACCAACCAAGUGCUCGCUUCGUUUCCGAAAACACACUGGAAGAUGAAGUGCCUACACAUAAGUAUAUUGUUGAACCUGAUUAUAAAGUGAUAGUGAACAAUACCAAAAGUAACUAUACACUAUCUGUGUCGAAAGACAAUAGCAGCGUAUUAGACGGGCGACCAAUAACCCAUGUUGGUUUUCUAAAAGUUCACAAAGCUGCAAGUACGACAACUCAAGCGAUAUUUCUGAGGUUCGGUUGGAGGAGGAAUCUAACGUUUGUCCUACCGCCCGAAUACAACAAGUUUGGAUAUCCUAACAUCAUCAGUCUGAACGAAUCAGUCACGAAAUACAACACCUUGCCUCCGCCUCCGGGAAAAUCAUUUGACAUUCUUUGCCACCACGUGGUUUACGGUAAGCACGAGUGGGGACGAGUUUUACCGAGCUAUUCGGCGAUUGUCGGAACGGUUCGAGAACCUUUCUCGCUUUUUAAGUCCAUAUUGAACUAUUUCCAACCAGGGACGAUACAAAAAAUCGAAAGGUUCGACAAGGACCCUAUUAGAAGAUUUUUAGUAACACCAACUAAAUACGAUUCUAAAAAUCCACGCUUGUCUUUCUUAAACAAUAGACUAGCUUUCGAAUAUGGAGUGGACCCUAAGAUAAUCACUAGUAGGAAUGUAACGGCCUUCAAUGAUUACCUCCACAAUGUUUUGGACAUCCAGUUCAAAGUCGUUAUACUAGCGAAAAGAUUUGACGAAGGUCUAGUGAUGGUAAAAAGAAAAUUGAAUUGGACAUUGAAUGACAUUCUAUAUGCAAUCAAAAACGUUCGUAACGUAAAGAAACCCGACAGGUUUAAAGUCACUGAUGACCUCAAGGAUAUGCACAGAGAGUUUGCAAGGUUUGACUACCUGUUGUAUGAGUUCUUCGAAGCCAAAUUUAUUAGACAGACAUAUGAGGAGGGGCCAUCGUUCCAACGAGAGGUCGAACACUUUAAAAAGACAAGGGAAAUGGUAGAAAAAUAUUGUCAUACAAAGGGUGACAAAAAACCAUUCAAAGUAGCUGAAAGUGAUUUUAACCAAGAGUUUGAAGUAACGAAGUAUGAUUGUGAUUUAAUGCACAAAGGAGAGAUCAUGUUCACACAGAUGAUCCGAAAAGAGCAGUAUAGAUCUGCCACCUGGGGCGUUAAGAAGGCAUCUUGAUGAAAAAAGAAGCCUGUACAAGUAUAAAACACUAUAGUAGCAGUCCAAUAACAAUAGCAGUGCCAAAAUAUAUCACCAAAGUAACCAAACAGAAUACUAGCAUACUCAACAUAGCCAUUCAUUUUACGAUAAGAAAUAAUUACGAAUGUAACCAAAACGGUUCUUAAAAACGUGCCUGUGAAUAUCAUCGAAGUAUAUAGGUUCUGGCAAAGUGUCAUUGCUAAAGACAAUCACCACAGCGGGUCUGGCAAAGUGCCAGUGCCAAAGACAAUCACCGUCGUGGAUCUGGCAAAGUGCUAGUGCUAACGACUAAUACCGUCGUGGAUCUGGCAAAGUGCCAGUGCUAACGACAAUCACCAUAGCGGGUCUGGUAAGGUGCCAGUGCUAACGACUAUUACCGUCGUGGAUCUGGCAAAGUGCUAGUGCUAACGACAAUCACCAUAGCGGGUCUGGCAAGGUGUCAGUGCUUAAGACAAUCACCGUCAUGGAUCUGGCAAAAUGCCAGUGCUAACGAUCAUUUACCGUUUUGGAUCUGGCAAAGUGCCAGUGCUGACGACUUUCACUAUAGCGGGUCUGGUAAAGUGCUAGUGCUUACGACUAUCACCGUCGUGAAUAUGGCAAAGUGCCAGUUUUUACGACUUUCACCAUAGUGGGUCUGGCAAAAGUAGCAGGAUCAGUAGCUAUCACUGUAGCGAGUCUGACAUAUGUGAUAUGCGUAUGGACAUAUAACAAAUACUGGGUAUGACAAACAUAGGCAGAAUGGCUAGCGCCGUGAAAAUGUCUUUCACUUAGGAUGUGCCUACGACACUCUUGUAAAAUACCAUAUACGUUGUUGUCUUUUAGUUUGUGUGUAAUGUAUGCAUUAUUUUUAGUUUUAUGACAUUGUCCGGGUCUAAAGUUGCUAUUUAACUGUAUUACGUUUGGAUUUUAAAAAAAAUACCGAGAAGAGUUAACUAGAUGAAUAUAACCUAAAAUAUGUCAUUCGCCUUGGCGUUUAAUGAUUUAGAAAUACUAUAAUUAACAACUUAUUCAAUGUAAAUAUCAGUCCAUAAACGAUUGAUUGUUUUUUAUUUAGCAGGCUACCAUUAUUAUUGACUGACAUUAUGUGAAGCUCAUUCCACUGUGUAUUCUGUUUGUUCUGACAAUCUAGUCUGUACCAUAUAUACAAUAAAAACAUGAAU